Melozone crissalis (California towhee) is the source of this 677-nucleotide messenger RNA. RefSeq names its product ferritin heavy chain A-like. Bases 18 to 557 code for a protein of 179 amino acids. NCBI's taxonomy places the organism in Eukaryota, Metazoa, Chordata, Aves, Passeriformes, Passerellidae. The transcript has 4 exons. Gene Ontology annotation, biological process: intracellular iron ion homeostasis; iron ion transport. Gene Ontology annotation, cellular component: cytoplasm. Gene Ontology annotation, molecular function: ferric iron binding; ferrous iron binding. The record is from RefSeq and is a predicted model, not a curated record.
CGUCCGUCCGCGCCGCCAUGGAGUCCCAGGUCCGCCAGAAUUACCACCGCGACUGCGAGGCCGCCAUCAACCGCAUGGCCAACAUGGAGCUCUACGCCUCCUACGUCUACCUGUCCAUGGGCUUCUACUUCGAUAGGGACGACGUGGCCCUGUCGCGACUGUCGCGGUACUUCCUGGAGCAGUCGCGGGAGGAGCGGGAGCACGCCGAGGGGCUGCUGCGCUUCCAGAGCAACCGUGGCGGCCGCAUCCUGCUGCAGGACAUCAAGAAGCCGGAGCGGGACACCUGGGGCUCGGCGCUGGAGGCGGUGGAGGCGGCGCUGCAGCUGGAGAAGUCGGUGAAUCAGGCGCUGCUGGAGCUGCACGCCCUGGCUGCCGAGAAGGGAGACCCCCACCUCUGUGACUUCCUGGAGUCACACUACCUGGACGAGCAGGUGAAGGCCAUCAAGGCUCUGGGCGACCACGCCACCAACCUGCGGCGCCUCAGCAACGGCGGGGGGGCCCCGAGCGGCCUGGGCGAGUACCUGUUCGACCGCCUGAGCCUGGAGGAGCGCAGCUGAGCCGCCCCCGACAACCCCGAGCCCCCAGACCCUCGUAACCCCCCGCCCCAGCCAAGGGGGCUUCGCCUGCUGGGCUCUCCCAGCAUGAUUCCCAUAAAGGGUCUGUCUCUGCCUCCUCUG